This is a messenger RNA of Melopsittacus undulatus (budgerigar), 3432 nucleotides long. It is a transcript of the gene SMO, whose product is annotated as smoothened, frizzled class receptor. Gene Ontology annotation, cellular component: cilium; dendrite; plasma membrane. Bases 33 to 2405 code for a protein of 790 amino acids. The transcript has 12 exons. NCBI's taxonomy places the organism in Eukaryota, Metazoa, Chordata, Aves, Psittaciformes, Psittaculidae. Gene Ontology annotation, biological process: central nervous system development; pattern specification process; smoothened signaling pathway. Gene Ontology annotation, molecular function: patched binding; transmembrane signaling receptor activity. The record is from RefSeq and is a predicted model, not a curated record.
GCGGGGCCGCGUAGCGCCGGCUGCGGGCCGGGAUGGCGGCUCCGGCCGGGCGGUGGGCGCUGGUCCUGGGCACGGCGCUGCUGCUGAGCGGCCGGCGCUGCCCCGCAGCCCCGCUGCUCAACGGCUCGGCCGGGCCCGAGCGCUGCCGUCGGACCGCGUCCUGCGAGCAGCUGCGGUUCGGGUCCUGCCUCGGUUCGGCGCUGCCAUACGCGGCCACAUCCACGGUGUUGGCCACGGAUUCGGCUUCGCAGGAGGAGGCGCAUGGGAAGCUCCUGCUGUGGUCCGGCCUGCGCAAUGCCCCACGCUGCUGGGACGUCAUCCAGCCCCUGCUCUGCGCUGUCUACAUGCCCAAGUGUGAGGACGGGCAGGUGGAGCUGCCCAGCCAGACCCUGUGCCAGGCCACCCGGGCACCAUGCACCAUCGUGGAGCGCGAGCGCGGAUGGCCAGACUUCCUCAAGUGCACCACGGACCGCUUCCCUGAGGGAUGCCCGAACGAGGUGCAGAACAUCAAGUUCAACAGCUCGGGGCAGUGCGAGGCACCGCUGGUGAGGACAGACAACCCCAAGAGCUGGUACGAGGACGUGGAGGGUUGUGGCAUCCAGUGCCAGAACCCGCUCUUCACCGAGAAGGAGCACCGCGAGAUGCACGUCUACAUCGCUGCCUUCAGCUCCGUCACCAUCUUCUGCACCUUCUUCACCCUGGCCACAUUUGUUGCUGACUGGAGGAACUCCAACCGCUACCCGGCCGUCAUCCUCUUCUACGUCAACGCCUGCUUCUUCGUGGGCAGCAUCGGGUGGUUGGCACAGUUCAUGGAUGGAGCCCGUGAUGAGAUCGUGUGCCGGGCUGACGGCACCAUGCGGCUGGGAGAGCCCACCUCCAACGAGACGCUCUCCUGUGUCAUCAUCUUCAUCAUCGUUUACUACUCGCUGAUGUCGGGUGUCAUCUGGUUUGUCAUGCUCACCUAUGCCUGGCACACCUCCUUCAAGGCGCUGGGCACCACCUACCAGCCGCUGGUGGGCAAGACCUCCUACUUCCACCUCAUCACCUGGUCCAUCCCCUUCGUCCUCACCGUGGCCAUUCUGGCUGUAGCACAGGUGGACGGUGACUCUGUCAGUGGCAUCUGCUUCGUGGGGUACAAGAACUACCGGUACCGGGCUGGCUUUGUCCUGGCGCCCAUCGGGCUUGUCCUCGUCGUGGGUGGCUACUUCCUCAUCCAGGGGGUCAUGACGCUCUUCUCCAUCAAGAGCAACCACCCUGGGCUGCUGAGCGAGAAGGCAGCCAGCAAGAUCAACGAGACCAUGCUGCGCCUGGGCAUCUUUGGCUUCUUGGCCUUUGGCUUUGUCUUCAUCACUUUUGGUUGCCACUUCUAUGACUUCUUCAACCAGGCAGAGUGGGAACGCAGCUUUCGGGAUUAUGUCCUGUGUGAGGCCAACGUGACCAUCGCCACGCAGACCAACAAGCCCAUCCCUGAGUGUGAGAUCAAGAACCGGCCGAGCCUGCUGGUGGAGAAGAUCAACCUCUUUGCCAUGUUCGGCACUGGCAUCUCCAUGAGCACAUGGGUCUGGACCAAGGCCACACUGCUCAUCUGGAGGCGCACAUGGUGCAGGCUGACGGGGCAGAGCGAUGACCAACCCAAGAAGAUCAAGAAGAGCAAGAUGAUCGCAAAGGCCUUCUCCAAGCGCAAGGAGCUGCUGCGUGACCCAGGCCAGGAGCUGUCCUUCAGCAUGCACACCGUGACACACGACGGCCCUGUGGCUGGGUUAGCGUUUGACAUCAACGAGCCCUCAGCUGACGUGUCCUCUGCGUGGGCCCAGCACGUCACCAAGAUGGUGGCCAGGAGAGGAGCCAUCCUGCCCCAGGACGUGUCGGUGACACCCGUGGCAACACCUGUGCCACCAGAGGAGAGAGCCAACCUCUGGGUGGUUGAAGCCGACGUCUCCCCCGAGCUGCAGAAGCGCAGCGGCCGCAGGAAGAAGAGGAGGAAGAGGAAGAAGAAGGAGGUGAGCCCGGACCCCGAGCGUUGCCUGGGGGGCUCCGCAGCCCCCUUAGCACCCAGCACCGUCCCCCGCCUGCCCCGCCUGCCCCCCCAGCCCUGCCUGGUCGCCUUUGCCCCCGACAUGCUCCCACCUGAAGCUGCCUUCGCCGGGCGACCAUGGGACAGCCGCCGCAGAGCCAACGUCCUGCACCUCAUCAGCAACCCCUUCUGCCCCGAGCCUGGCUCCCUGGAGGAGGAGAGGCCCAGCACCGGGCACCAGCAGCACAAUGGGGCUCCGCUGUGGCCCCCCAGGCCGGACCCCCGUGCUGGGGGGAUGAGGACUCAGGGCCGUCGGGCUGCCUUGGGGCCCAUCCACUCCCGGACCAACCUGGUGGAUGCACAGCUGCUGGAUGCUGAUUUGGACUUUUGAGCCUGGUGGGAUGCUGUGAGCGGAUGGGGGCUGCCCUGAAGCCUCAUGCAGUGCCAGCAGCUUCUGGGGGGACUUUGGUGCCCAUCCUGACCCACUGAGCUGGUCCUGAGCAUCCCUCCAGCCUGGCCACUGCUGAUUUCUCCCCUUGGAGGACUGUGUUGCUCCCCAGGCAGACUCAAUUCACAUCCCAGCCCAGCGAGAUGCCAAGAGGAGGGUUUUGGGGUGUCCCCCCAGCAUCCCUGUGAGAAGAGAAACUGCAUGUUGGUGGAACAAACCCCAUCCAGGUCCUGCAGGGAUCUAUGGACAAGGGGGACACUGCCUUUGCCCCCCAGGACAGCGGUACCAGGCAGCGGGUGAGCGCAGCUCAGGGUGGAUUUUGGGGAGCUGCAUCGCACACCUUGGGGUGCUGGGACCUGCUGCCACCCCUCCCUCACUCUCUGCCCCCACUGUGAGUAGAUGGUACGUAGAGCUUCCACACACGUGUGCCAAUAGUUGUAUAAUACACCGAGCUGUGGUGCUGCAGCUCAGUGGGGUGAGCUGAUCCCUGCUCACAGGGUGUAGCAGCACCCCGGCGUGCACCCGUUUCUCUGGGUGCACCCCUCAUUCCUUCAGGGGUCCGAAAGUGCCUUCAGCUCCCCAGAGAGCUGCACCAGACCCAUACCACAGGGUUGGUGGUCCCUGACCAGGGGAGGUGGGGACUCACUUUGGGGUGCUCCCUGAGCCAUGGUGCCUAAACCAGGACCCAAACCAGGAGCUCUUGGGGUGCACCCACCCCCUGAGCGAAGCUUUUUGUUAUGUUUUUAACUAAACCUCCCCCAAUUUACACUAAACCCAGCCAAAUGCUGAGGAAGGAGGGCUCCAGUCCCUCCUGGUGUUUUCUACCUGCCCAUUAUCCCCCAGACCAUCUUUGUCAAACCCCAGUAGGCUCCUGGUGUGCCCUCUAUCCCAGUGACCUCCAUGGUGCCUGUUUUUGCUGUAUAAAGGAAAACCUUCCUGUAUCAGUAUUAAAUUUACCACAUUUCCAGUG